This is a messenger RNA of Linum tenue, 1406 nucleotides long. The record is from the annotation of a GenBank genome assembly. NCBI's taxonomy places the organism in Eukaryota, Viridiplantae, Streptophyta, Magnoliopsida, Malpighiales, Linaceae.
AGCCCUACUUCUUUUCCCAACACACACUCAAAAAGAUAGAAGCAAAACAAUAAAACAAAACAAAACACAAAUUAAACCUACUUCCAUUAAUUAUGGGAGGAGCUUCACCGUCGGCGGCGAAGUUCGAUGGUGGCAAGAAGGCGUAUGGAGCGGUGGUGCUGAUACAGCUGAUCUACGCCGGGAUGUUCCUCCUCUCCAAGGCGGCGUUCGACGGCGGCUUCAAAACUUCCAUCUUCGUCUUCUACCGGCAGGCCUUGGCCGCCGCCCUCGUCGUCCCUCUCGCCCUUUUCCUCGAAUGGAACCACGCGCCGGCGCUCUCGCUCCCCACCUUCUGCAAGAUCUUCGUCCUCUCCCUCUUCGGGAUAACGUUGAGCUUGAACGUCAAUGGGAUAGCUUUGAUCUACACUUCAGCCACUUUGGGUGCUGCUUCUGUUAAUACCCUGCCAGCCAUUACGUUCUUCUUGGCUCUUCUAUUUGGAAUGGAGACAUUGAAGGUGAGGACAAAACCAGGGAUGGCAAAGCUAGCUGGGAUAUUGAUAUGCAUGGGAGGAGUGGCAGUUCUUGCUUUCUACAAAGGCCCCCAUUUUAAGGUCUUGUCUCUCAUUAAACAUGAUGACCUCCAUGGACAUGACCUUAGACCACAUCAAAACCCUAGCUCUUCUCAUAACACAUGGGUCAAAGGUUGUUUCUUGAUGCUCUUCUCCAACCUUAGCUGGGGCUUCUGGCUCGUCUUUCAGGCAAUACUUCUGAAAAGCUACCCAUCGAAGCUUCUCUUCACAGCUCUUCAAUGCUUUCUAAGUUCGAUUCAGUCCUUAGUGGUUGCAGUUGCCAUUGAGAGAAAUCCCCAGGAGUGGAAGCUUGGUUGGAAUAUGAGACUUGUGGCUGUCACUUAUUGUGGAGUUGUGGUGACUGGAGUGACGUAUUACUUGCAAGCAUGGGUUCUGGAGAAGAAAGGUCCAGUCUUUCUUGCCAUGUCGACUCCUUUGGCUUUGAUCUUCACAAUGUUGUUUUCUGCACUACUAAGUGACUUCAUCAACCUUGGAAGUGUAUUGGGUGGAGUGUUGUUGGUUGGAGGACUUUACAGUGUUCUAUGGGCAAAAGGCAAAGAAGAAAAUAUGAUGAUUGUUGAGAAUAGUGACGAGAACAUGAAGAUUUCACAAGUGGAAAAGGAGAGCUUAGAGCUUAAACAAGUUGUUACAAUCAUUAGCAUCCCCGAACAUCAAGCGCCACAAGCCAAUGAGUCGAGUUGAAUUUUGAUGGGAAAAAUAACAUUUUAACAUCGUCUACAAGUCAUGCUUCAAGGAAAAAUAACAUUUUAACAUCGAUCACUAUGAAAUUUGUAAAGGUACGGAGCUAUAACAGCAUAUGUUCACUUCACCUCUACUUUACCUUAUGGACUAAGAGUA